Molecule: messenger RNA, 1558 nt
Organism: Nasonia vitripennis (jewel wasp)
Lineage: Eukaryota; Metazoa; Arthropoda; Insecta; Hymenoptera; Pteromalidae
Product: protein ANTAGONIST OF LIKE HETEROCHROMATIN PROTEIN 1-like
Exons: 3
Coding region: 462-899 (145 amino acids)
Source: RefSeq, a predicted model, not a curated record
GCAAGGUAGCAAAAAUGUACCUACGCUCUGAAUAUAAUCAAGAGCUAACAUUUUGAAAUCCUCGAAGCCCAUCACUCUUCGUACUCCUUACACUCUAGUCUCCCUACUUUCCCUCUUCAGGGUGUGUUCCGGAUCGGAGUACGUCAGUUUAUAGUAAUUUAAGUUGGCACCUAUUGACUAACGGAGAAUCAUUCCGAAUAUCGACGGCAGUCAAAUAAUGGCAGAGUUAACUGUUUCGAUAUGGGUGAUGCAGAAAUUAGGAAACACUUUUUAUUAAAGAUUAAAAAUUGUGCUUAACGUUACUUAAUUUUAACGCAAAAAUAUUUCACUCUUUAUUCAGUUCUUAAUCGUACGUCAGUUUAUAAUAAUUUGACUUGGUACUUGUUGACAAACGCAUCGUCUUUUCGGAGUAUUCAUUUUAGAGGUUAUGUUUAUGUGUUGCUUUUUACAUUAAAAAUAUUAUGGAUAAUCAAAGACUUGCUAUACUUAUAACAGUUGAUGAAAUUAUAAGUUCUUCAAGUAAUAGUGACAGUGAUUUAGAUAUUAAUGAUAAUAUUUUUAAUAACAAUAAUCAUCGCUGUAUACACAGGAUUCCUCGAAUACGAAAUUUCAUAGAAAAUGUAAUUGCAAGAUACGAUGAUCAACAGUUUCAAGAACAUUUUAGAUUACUACGUUCUACAUUCAACUACGUAUUGUAUUUAAUAAGAGCUGAUUUGGAAAGUGAAUGGGGGAAUAUAACAGUAGAUGCUGAGAAACAAUUAUAUGUUGCACUAUAUAUUCUUGGCACUCUGGAUUCAUACAGAUCUGUUACUACUAAAUUUGAUAUUGGAAAGGCAACUGCAUGGAGGGCAGUAAAACGUAUUAACAGUAGUAGCAAAGAAUACUUCUACAUAAUUUAAAAAUUUCAGGUUGUUUGCAACGAUAAAUUGGAGUUUAUCCAUUGCUAUGCUGGACUACCUGGUUCUGUACAUGAUAUGCGUGUAUUUAGGUAUUCAGGACUUCAACAGAGAUGCAAUGAACAAUAUUUUCCACACAGUACUCAUUUAUUGGGGGAUUCAGCCUAUACUUUACAAAAGCAUAUCAUGGUUCCCUAUCAAGAUAAUGGACAUUUAACAGUUGAACAAACUUAUUUCAACACUACACUUUCUAGCACACGCAUGAUGUUAGAACGCUAUAUAGGAUUUCUGAAAGGACGUUGGAGAUUUUUCUUAAAUAAGCUACCCAUGAAAAGAACUGAUUUAAUUCCCUAUUAUAUUGUAUGGAUUUGUGUUUUGCAUAAUAUUUGUUUGAAAAAAGACGAUACAUUCGAGUAUCCAAUAAUUAUACCAAGUACAAUAGAUGCAAAUGUGGGACCAAUGGAAGCUCCUAAUAAUUUAAAACAGGAAGGUAGAAACGACAACGUAUCACAGAAGAUAUUUUGAAUUAAAAUGAUCUUGGAAUAAAUUGAUCUUUUAAUUAAAAUUGUAUAAUGUAUAAAUUUCAUUAGUAUUGUAAACAAGAUAAAUUGAUGUAAAAUAUACUGAUAAUAACAAUAUUUAAUAAAUCAUUUUCUUAAGUA